Nezara viridula (southern green stink bug) is the source of this 1463-nucleotide messenger RNA. The record is from the annotation of a GenBank genome assembly. NCBI's taxonomy places the organism in Eukaryota, Metazoa, Arthropoda, Insecta, Hemiptera, Pentatomidae.
CAGUGGUGUAAAUAUGUCUUGGACUUGUUUUUCCUGAUCGUGUCAAGUUUUCUUACUGACCUUUUUAAAUGAACUUAUGCUCUUUCUCUUAGUUUUAAGAAAUAAUUUUUUAUUAAUAACUAUUUAUAAAAUUAAAAUCAGCAAUGAAAGCUGGGAAAACUUUGCCUAACAAUUCUGCUCAUGGGGAUAUGGGGCCCCCAAGAGUUGCCCAAACACAAUUAUGUAUGAAAGUGUUUGUACAAAGGGACUAUAGUGAUGGGACUACUGUCAAAUUUCAAAACUUUUUUCCUCCAGAACUUGAAGGGAAGUUGGAGAGAGCAUUAUUUGAAAAUACAAUUGGCCAACUUAAUGCAUAUUUCCGGGAAGCUGAGAAGGGGACAUGUAGUACAUAUUGUGAAGGGUGUAUGGCUUGUUUGACUGCUUACCUCAUGUAUAUUUGUGCUCAAACACACUAUGAAAAGUGUCUUAGGAAAGUUGCCAAAUUUGUUCAGGAACAAAAUGAACGGGUAUAUAAACCUAAAGGACUGUAUUUAACUAAUCCUGUUGAAAGGGGUUUAAGAGUGAUAGAAAUAUCAAUCCUUGACCAGCCAGUUGUUUCACGGACGUGACUUUCUCUAUCCGAGUCAACUGAAGAGUUUUUCAUGUGAACGUGUUACAUAUUUACUGGCCAGAAUUAAACUUCCAAGGUAUGAGGUGGCAUCCCCCUGGGCCAAAGCUGCUUCCAAGUCAUUCAUUUCCUUCCAUCGCUCAUCUUUCUUACUUUUUCCAUCCAUUGUUAAUCCUUUCUAUAGUAAUAUUAGUAUUUCAUCAUAACUAUUAACUUUUAAGUAAUUUUAGUUCUCUCGUUUCCUCUCCGUCUCUCUUUUAUUUUUAUAUAUUUUAAGUGUGAUUUAGGGAUAAUUGGAGAAAAAAUGGAAUAACUUAAUACAAAAUAAAAUCAAGGCUUCCUUUAUUUAAUUUAUUUAUUUAUUUCUUAUUUGAGAAACUCUAGAUGUAACAGCAGCCAGUUGAUUCGGAUUAAUUUAUAAAAAUUUAUUUUAUGUGAUUUGUUGAAUUGAAUAUAAAACCCGAUAUAAAAGGGAGGUGAUAUAACUUUAAUGAAAUAUGCUGUAAAUAAUAAAUAUAUGAUUUUAUUUAUAUACUUAUAGUAUAAUUGUUGAUACUAUGUUGUUCUAUAUUUGACUUAGUUGUUACAUGUUGUUAAUGUCUACGAGAUAAGAUUUAUUGUAUUAAUUUUUUUUCUUUAUUUUGUUAUAAUUUUUUUAAUCUUCUCUAGCCAUGCAUCGCUGUCCUUGAUCAUCAUCAUUGAUUCAUUUCUUCAUCCAAACUUAUUCUUGUUAGUAUAAUAUCAGGGGGUGAUAAGCAGAAAAUGUUGUGGUUGUAACUUUUUGAUAUAAUUUAUUAAUAAUAUUUUUAUGUUGAUGAUUCCAUGUAUAUAUUAUAAUAUAUAUAUUUUGUAGCAA